Mya arenaria is the source of this 7249-nucleotide messenger RNA. Its product is annotated as transmembrane 9 superfamily member 1-like. NCBI's taxonomy places the organism in Eukaryota, Metazoa, Mollusca, Bivalvia, Myida, Myidae. The transcript is spliced from 15 exons. Gene Ontology annotation, cellular component: membrane. Gene Ontology annotation, biological process: protein localization to membrane. The record is from RefSeq and is a predicted model, not a curated record. The coding region runs from base 3 to 1796 and encodes 597 amino acids.
ACAUGGCUGCCUGUCAACUUUUUGUUGUGUUGGCACUGUUUACCACCGUUUUUAGUUCAAAAUACGAAGAAAAUGCAAAGGUGGUAAUGUAUGUGAACAAAGUUGGUCCAUACUUCAACCCACAUGAGACCUACCACUACUACCAGCUGCCUGUAUGCAGGCCAGACAAGAUUGAACACAAGAGCUUGACCCUGGGCGAGGUUUUGGAUGGAGAUCGUAUGGCUGUCUCUAUGUACAACAUCAACUUCAAACAGGAUGUAGCGAACAAGGAACUGUGUCGUGUGCGGUUUGAAGAAGAUGACUUACAGCUGCUGCGAGAUGCUAUCGAGGAUCUGUACUACUUUGAGUUUGUCAUAGAUGAUAUUCCAAUUCGCGGGUUUAUUGGUCACUUAGAAGAGGGGGGCUUUCUCCCUCACACCCAUAAAGUCUACCUGUGGGCUCACCUUCAUUUUAACAUCGAGUAUAAUGGAGAACACAUCAUCUACGCAAAUGUCUCGACGAAGGAAAAGGAGCCGGUCAGUUUGGACGAUGUUACGGCCCCACUGGAAGUGGCGUUUACCUACAGUGUGAAGUGGCAUAAUUCUGGGUUAAAAUAUGAGGAGCGCUCCAAGAGACUGCGAGACAACAGCUUUUUCCCCAAAACUCUCGAGAUCCACUGGUUGAGUAUUAUCAACUCCAUGGUCCUCGUGUUCCUGCUUAUCGGCUUUGUCGUUAUUAUACUGUAUAAGGACUACAAACUUGAUAUGGAUUCCAUAGCUCUGACUCGGGUGUUGAAAUCAGACUUUGCUCGCUACAACGUUGAUGAUGAAGAAAGUGAGGAGCUGGACCAGGAAGACAAUGGCUGGAAAAUCAUCCACACUGACGUCUUCAGAUUCCCCGCAUAUAAAAACCUCUUCUGUGCAAUUCUUGGUGUAGGUAUGCAGUUCCUCACGCUAGCUACAGGGAUAAUAAUAAUGGCUAUGAUGGGAUUGUUCAAUGUUCAUCGCCAUGGUCAAAUCAACUCCGCAGGUGUUAUAUUGUACGCCUUCACCUCAUGCAUAAGUGGGUAUGUGGCGACAAACAUGUAUCGGAAGAUGGGCGGGGAUAACUGGGUUUGGAACAUCAACCUGACCUCCGCACUUUUUGCUGCCCCAUUUGUUUUUGUCUGGUCAUUGGUGAACUCAGUAGCCUGGGCUUACGGGACAACCCAAGCUUUGCCAUUCGGAACGAUCAUCUUACUGAUGUGCCUUUGGAUGUUUGUUGGGUAUCCCUUGACCGUGAUAGGGGGAAUAUUUGGUAAGAACUGGGCAAAUGGGUUCGACGCCCCAUGCCGUACCAAAAACAUCUCACGGGAAAUCCCAUCAGUGCCAUGGUAUCGAUCUGCCUUCGCCCAUUGUCUCGUAGGAGGAUUCCUGCCCUUCAGUGCGAUAUCUGUGGAGCUGUAUUACAUCUUCUCGACACUGUGGGGCCGAGAGCAGUACACACUGUAUGGCAUCCUGUUUAUCGUGUUUGGAAUCCUGCUGAGUGUGACAGCGUGUAUCUCCGUGGCGCUGACCUACUUCCAACUCUCAGCGGAGGACUAUCGUUGGUGGUGGAGGUCCAUAUUCAGUGCAGGGUCGACAGGGGUGUUUGUUUUCCUGUACGCGCUGUUCUACUAUUACAAACGGUCAAACAUGUCUGGUCUACUUCAAAGCCUUGAGUUCUUUGGUUACACCGCUCUCACAUGCUACGUGUUCUUUCUCAUGCUUGGAACAGUGUCGUUCUUCGCGUCACUGACAUUCGUGCGCUAUAUCUAUGUGAAUCUGAAAAUGGACUAGUCCUUGUGAACUGUGCUGUAAUAUUGAUAGUGAAAUUUUACAUGAGGGUUGACUCUUUAGUUCUGUUGCAGUAAUAUUUGAAGUCAGGGUUGGCUCAAAAGUUACGCUGCUUAUAAAUGAGUUAAUUAAUCCUUUCAGCAGCUCAACAUGGAUUUAUUAAACUUUUCAAUAUCUAAAAAAGACAGCAAGAUGGUACUGCUUGAAGUGAUAGGAUCUUCAUUGACUGGGGCUCAGCAGUGCCCUCCAUGUUUAUGGCGUUGAUUUGGUUAGUUUUUGGGCCAGGUUUUUUCUUCUUUUGUUUAUCUUUCUCAAAUUUUUGACAUUUUAGUGUCAUUUUUUUCUCACCUAAAUUAUGGCAUUAUUUGGCGUCAUGUUUGGCUUAUGUAAGUAAUAUAACAGUGAAAGAAGAAUAUCUGCUUUGACAAAUCAUUGUUCAGUGUGCAUACUAUGUAUGUGUGAUCUGGACAAUGAAACAUCAUUCAGUCAUGUAAUAUUAGGAUUCUGAUAGUGAUUAAAACAUAUGACCUUUAUGGUCAGUACUAGGAAGUCAGGGUUGGGUCUUGAAAUGGAAAUUAGUGCUAAACAAUCUGUAUGAUUUGAAAACAAUAUCAGGUUCUGUGUGCAUAAUGUGUUACAACGCCUCUGAUAUUCUCACAGUAAAUAAGUGUCUUGGCUGUUGUAAUAAAAAUCUGAGUCAAAAAAUUAAAUUAUAUUAGUAUCUUGUUACAUAUUUGAAUGAAUUGAACUUUAGCCAGAAUUAAAAUGAACAAAAUAUUGAGGGAAAUAAAGAAAUAGUGGUUGCAAUAAGUACCGUUUAUACAGAUUAAAGAUUAUUAAAGUUACGAAUAAGAUCCUUUCAUGAAACGAGGCCUUAGAAAUGUACAAAGGGAGUUUUGUUGUUCAAAUGAUGGAACUUUUUAUUUCUUAGUAUUUGAAAUAACCUAAUGUGAUAAUGGAAAGCAUAGAAUCAUUAUAUGUAUAUGUUGGUUGAUAUAAAAAUAUAGAGUUAGUCAUUAUGAAUUGCUUUAUUCUGAAUAUGAUGAUUGAGAGAAUAUGAAUGACUGUAUGUUCAGUUUGAACUGAUCUAUGUUGUAUCUAUGUUAGAACUGAGCUAUGUUAACUCUGUAUUUGAACUGAGCUAUGUCAACUUUAUGUUAGAACUGAGCUAUGUUAACUCUGUGUUUGAACUGAGCAAUGUUAAUUCUAUGUUUGAACUGAGCUAUGUUAACUCAGUGUUAGAACUGAGCUAUGUUCACUCUUAUGUUAGAACUGAGCAAUGUUAACUCUAUGUUAGAACUGAGCUAUGUUGUAUCUAUGUUAGAACUGAGCUAUGUUAACUCUGUGUUAGAACUGAGCUAUGUUAAUUCUAUGUUAGAACUGAGCUAUGUUAACUCUGUGUUAGAACUGAGCUAUGUUCACUCUUAUGUUAGAACUGAGCAAUGUUAACUCUAUAUUAGAACUGAGCUAUGUUAACUCUGUGUUAGAACUGAGCUAUGUUAACUCUGUGUUAGAACUGAGCUAUGUUAACUCUGUGUUAGAACUGAGCUAUGUUAACUCUGUGUUAGAACUGAGCUAUGUUAACUCUGUGUUAGAACUGAGCUAUGUUCACUCUUAUGUUAGAACUGAGCAAUGUUAACUCUAUGUUUGAACUGAGCUAUGUUAAUGUUUUAACUAUAUGGUAGUGCAUUUAGUUAGGUGAAAAUGUAGAGUAAAACUAAUUCCAUGUUAUAAUCCAGGGUGUGAUUUCCCCGGGGAUUCAUGGAUUCCCACAGAUCCAAUGGCUCCAGGGACCAAAAAUAUAUACAAAAAUGGUUUUAACACCCCAGUUUACUUCAAUUUCAAGCCAGGAGUCCUCAAAAGUUCAGUUUCACUUCUGCGGAAGGAGGGUUAUGCCCUAACGUGUCGCCCAAAUGGUUUCAGUCCUUCAGCAGCCAGGUCCGUCACAUCCCUGUCACAUGUUUAUUGUUAUUUUGUGGGCUAUUAUAGUGAUUUUAAUUUAUUUUACCAUACUUUUAUUCAUUUAACAUUAGUUUCUCUAAUAUAGUUAAACACAUGUAUGUAAAACAUUUAGGAAUGUCAGAAUACCUCAUACCUCUAAAAAGACCCCUGUCAUGUGUAAUGAAGAAUCAUUAAAGUAAGUAUUCUAUAAAAAAGAAGAGUUAAUGAUCUAGAAUAAGUAAAGAAGAAAAAUGCUUGUAAUGGAUUUAUCUUUGGCCAGCCUAGCAUUUAAAUACUAAUUGCUUACUUAUCUUUCUUUACAGCUAAAAUUGCAGUGAUUUUAAACUGUAAAAUAGCUUGAGUCAUGGAUUUUAAUUAAAACUUGCCAGUUUAUCUUAAAAAAUACUUGCCAAAUUACUUGUCAAAAUGAAACAGAAAAAACUUUUGACUAUAGAUAAAACAAAUUGCUGUAUCCAUUGUUCCUGGUUUACGCUUAAAAUUAUUUAAUAUAUGCAAGAUAAAAUCACAUUAUAAGUGUAUUAUUGUUUAAGUGUAUAUUUUGUUAAGCAUAUCGUUAGAUUACCGUAUUAUAUCAUGCAUAGGACGCACUUUUUUACCCCCAAUUCUCGUCUUAAAAAUUGCCUGCGUCCUUUCUAUGCUAUUAGAAUUUCAUCUGUUUUUUUCCAAGUCCAUUUCAGGUCGAAAAUAUCGGACCGGGGAAGAACGCGGUAAUAGUAAGUAUCUGUACUGCGUCACCGAAAAGAACAACUGACAUAGGUAAAAUCACGCAAGUGAACACACGCAGAAAUAUAUUGAAUGUUUACUUUAAAAUGAUUUAUUGAGAAAUAAAUUGAAAAAAAAAACACGAGUGUUUACUUUUUUAUAAAAGGGACGCUACUCACAAAAUCUCGAUGUGAGUCAGCACUUUAACUGGAUUGAGUUAUAACGGUAACGGAAAUCGGAAAGGAGGUAAAUAUCAAUUAAUCGUUGUUUAUGAUUUUAAUGUUUCGAUAUUUUACAAAACAUUUUGUAUGUAACUGUUUUAAAAAAUUGAUAAAGGAAUGUGCAUAACGCAAAGUAGCAUUAUUGUCACUAUCAAAUCUUUUCAAAUGUGCGAAGGUGUGAAAAACACCCGCUGUCCGUCAUUAGAAAAACAUCAAUAGAACAAACUAUUGUGAUGGUAAUACCUUAUGGUUGUUUGUUCGCACUUUACCCGAUGUGCCUUCCGCUGGCAAGGCUAAUUACCGACACUUAAUUAUGCCGACAUGCUUUAAUCCGCACAGCGACAAGCCUUAUCAAAACAAUCAUCAGUUUUGUUGCGAUUGCAACGGUUGCAACUGUUGACUGUCAUUCAGAAGGCAUGUCGAGACUAUUGCAACGGUUGCAACGGUUGACUGUCAGUCGGGACUAUUACGGCAUUUGUAUAAGUCUUAUAAUAUGCGUAAAUGUUCUCAAAUGUCAAGACAUGUAUCAUUGUUGUGUACGCUAUAUUACCAAAAUACGACGAUAAUUAUCGAAAUACACAAGACAGUUAUCAAAAUAUGCCUCAUAUACAAUUUUUUGUUUGUUUUUUACUUCAAUAUAUAUGUUAUAAAUACUUGACCAACCUCAAUUUUUCGGCUCCGAUUUUGACAUUUUUCCGCUGCGUCCUAUCUUAUAUAUUAAGGGUUUUUACCCGUUUUCUCAACUAUUUUUUUGCCUGCGUCCUAUCUAUGCUAGCGUCCUAUACAUGAUAUAAUACGGUAUUAUUAUUGUUAAAAGAUUUGUUGUACAUAUAUUAAGAGGGAAAUGUGAUUUCCAUCCGGUUUGUGUAUUAUGUCAUUCAUGUAUGAAGUUAAAACCAUGAGAAUAUAUUAUCAUUUGUUUUUGUGAUAAGAGAGGAAUUUAUUUGUGUAAAAAUCAUAAAUAUUCAAAUGCAGAAAUAUCUACGAGGGUUAUUCAAAAAGUUCUGGUCUCUCAUCUAGUUCUGUUGUAUGGUAACUGAUUUCUAAUAUGAAUUUUAAGAAAACUAAUAAGGUUCUUGCACUUAAAAUAUGAAGAACAUCUUGAUGAAAAGUAUAGGGUGCUUUAAAUAUUUUAAAUAUUCAUAAUGUUCAUAAAAAUUCGAAAAUAAUCAGUAAGUUAAAAAAAAUCACUAAGAAGUGAUAAAUAUGGCUCCUGUUUGUGUUUUGUAGAUAAAGGCUCAACCAAUUUGUUCCAGUAGAGGCUUUCUGUAAAAAAGCGAAGCUAAACAGGCAUUACAGAACUUUUAGAAGUACCCUCAUAUUUAUGAAGUACUGUGUAUGUGUUUAUCAUUGAUGACAUUGUACAAGGUAGAUAUCACAUAAAUCAAUUUGUUUUACGCCUCUGUUUUUUUAAUGGAAGAUCUGGUCAUAACUUCUUAGUCCUCGGUAUGUGAGAAAAGAAAUGUCACAUUAUUGUGUCCAAGAAUAUUCAGUCAAUUUUUAGACACGCAUUCAAAAUCUCUUGAUUUUCAGAACAAAUUUCAGAACAAAUUAGUUCUGGAAGGUCAUCAGAAAUAUUGCAUGUAUGUGAAAAAUAAAAUAAUUUACGAUAAACGGCAAAUGAUUUUAUUAACAAUAAGAAGUUAUGACGAGAUCUUGCUCUGACCUCUCCAUACACACACAGACUUCAGCGUACAUUGCUUGCCUGGUAGAAACAGAUCAUACAUAAUCAUAUAAAAAUAUUUCCUAGAUCAUAAUAUUUUGUAUAGUUUUGAGUAUUUUAAUCUGUCAAGGUUGGGCUUAAAGCUCUGGCCCCAAUUUCUCGAAACUUCUUAAGUCCCUUAAACAGGAUUAAGCUAAGCUCACUAUUUUUAUUGUUCUAUAAUAUGCCUUAUAUUUACUUCUUUAAGAGAUUUUAGAAAUUAUAUAAGAAUAAUCUGUAUGAUAAUCAGAAUAACCCGUUUUUCAUUUAUCAAAAUCCAUUUUAAGUAUGUAUAUUGGCUAAUUGAAAUGCGCUUUAGAAGGUUCGAGAAAUUGGGGCCAGGCUGUUUAAAUGGCAAAAUAUUAAUAGAAGGCUAGAAAAUAGCUCCACAGUAGCAGAUGAUCUAAACCUGUUUAUAUGUAUUAUUCAUGAUAAUAAUUAUUUUUAAGUUAUGUGCUCACACCGUUUGAAAUCCUUAUAAUCAUUACAAAACAAACUCCCACACUUCUAUGAAACCUGACAACACAGGGGUCAUGAUAUGCAGCUUGUACAUGUACAAAUUGUUCAUGUUUUUGUGGAUUACAUUUUAAGUUUGGGUCAAUUAUCAAAUAAUGAGGAGAAAGUUUUGUUGGCGUGUCCAUACAGUUAUAUGUAUAUGAAUGAUUUUGCAGGUUUGAAAGUUAUGGCAUGUGCAUGCUUGAAUAGUGUUUCGUAACCUAUCUUAUAUCGCAACUUUUAUUGAGUGAUCAUUGUUUAAUCAUACUGUUGAAAUGCAUGCAUGGUAGAUCUUACUGUGUUACUGGAGGAGUGGAGACAUAUUUGAUCAUGUAAGACACUGGAUGUUCUUAUGAAUAAAUUAUUUUGCUGUA